GUUCUCCCUCCGGCCUGCAGGGGGCGACAGAGCAGCUCAGAAACAACCACCGAGUCAGUGUGCUGUGUUUACAUGUAGCGGAGCUAGCUUUAGCCUUAGCUUCUGCUGAGCGGUGAGUGUCGGAGCAGAGAGGUCAAAGGUCAUCUGGUCUUCAACAUGGUCAAACAGCAGAGGAGAUCAGACAGGUGUUUUGUACCUGUCUCUGGGGGGUGUAACAGCGUGACGCAGGUUCAGUUCCCCGUCGGCCUUAUACAGAGGAAACACCUCCUGACUCAGCAGGGUUCAGCGACAGGAAGCUGCAGCUCCUCCACCACAGAAGAAGAGAGAGGAGAGAUAGCAGGAGGAGGAGGAGGAGGGACGAAGAGGGCAAGACUGGACGGAAGUGAAGAGGCCGCCGCUCUGACCAAUAGAGAGAGAGUCUCAGGGUCAUGUGGUCAACCAGGAAGUGAGAGCUGCUCCACAGCAGAUGUCUCCUCCAGACCUCCUCCAGAGCAGCAGGGCUCAGCAGAGCUCAGUGAGGACAGCAGAGCAGCUGAGCUGCAGAGCGUGAGGUCACUGAAGGUCACCAUCCAGCAGAGCAGUGAGAGCAGAGAGUUCGGACAGACGGACAGACAGACAGGUGGACUCCACUGUCACGUCUGUAACCUCACCUGUCGCUCCCUGCAGGUGUUUCAGGAGCACAUGACUGGAUCAGAACACCUGAAGAAACUGAAGGAGAUGACACACUCCAUCUGCCUCAACACACACACCCUGCAGGACAGGGGGCGUCGGCCUGAUACGCAGCGCUGGUGUGACACGUGUCAGACUCACUUCAGCGGCGACGUCAUCGUCCAUCGACGGUCGAAACAACACAAGACGUGUAAGCAGCUGAGUCGUCCCUUCUGUCCCGUCUGUAAACGUCACUUCAGGACUCCCAGGAAGUUCGUGGAACACAUGAAGUCUGCGGAGCACAAAGAGCAGGUGCACCUGCAGGAGGCUCAGGAGGAGGAGCUGAUCACUGUGGACGCUGUCGGCUGCUUUGAGGGAGAGGAGGAAGAGGAGGAGGAUGAAGAAGAAGAAGAGGUAGAAGUAGCAGAUGAAGAAGAGGAGGGUGGUGUAGGAGAAGAAGAAGCAAAGAAGGAAGUGAUGGAGGAACAACCAGACGUUGAGGCAGCUGACACACAGGAAACAGACAGUGAGCAGUAUGACUCCCACACCAUAUAUGGAAGUAGUUUUGUGCUUCCUGUUUCUGGCUUCCUGUGUCGACUGUGUAACAAGUUCUUCUACAGAGAGACGACAGCACGACACACACACUGCCGGACACACACACACUACCUCAACCUGCAGAGACGCAGAGCUCAGAGGACACACGAGGACCAGGACAGAUCUGCUCUCACCUGACCUGCUCACACUCUGUCCCACAAUGCACCUGUGUAUCCAGCUGAUGGACUGAUGAUGAUGAUGAUGACAUCAUCUGCUCUCUGAAUUUUUUUGUUUUUUACUUUGUAUUUAUGAACAAAUUAUUCAGACAGUAAACAAAAAGAAAUCAACAGUAUCUCUGAGGUGAUGAUGAUGAAGGUGAUGAUGAUGAAGGUGAUGAUCAGUACAUCAGUUUGAUUUAUAAUAAAGUAUCACACAUUGAAUAUGAGAGAGUUUAUCUGAGGGAGCUGCAGAGGAAACUGACUGAGUGUCAAGCCUCAGAUUCAGAUUCAGGAGGAUGAUGUGGAUCCUGGUCCUGGUCCUGAUCCUGGUCCUGGUCCUGGUCCUGGACCUGUGGAGCAGCUCCUUACUGUCACAGGGCUGCUGGAGGGGUCGGGGGGGUUUGUCCAUCCAGGCUACAUGUGUUAGUGGAGUUGGAGACGACUGUGUCCCACGGGGAGUCCUGUCAGGAGUCCUGUCAGGAGUCCUGUCAGGAGUCCUGUCAGGAGUCCUGUGUGUGGGGUCGUUACUUCGAGCCAUCCGGUCUCUGUAGGACCAAAGUGAGACUCGGCACAGUGUCAGACACGUCCUCAGUGGGUGCUGUCUCUUGUCUCUGAUCCUGGUUGUGAUACUCAUGGCCAGGAUCUCAGGGUGCAGCCGGGGGGAGGGGUCUGGUCUCUGCUCUUUGCAGAUGAUGUGGUUCUGUUGGCUUCAUCUCACCGUGACCUCCAUCAUGACCUGUGGAGGUCAGCUCCUCCCAGUGUGAGGUCAUGGUUCUAUGCUGGAUUGUUCCGUCACUGUCUGUAAUCUUAUUGAAGAAGGUCACAUCUGUCCUCAUCAGGGACGAGUCUCAGACAGAGGUGUGAAUGUUUCGCUGAUCAAGUUUUGUUUUGUGUGUUUCCACUGAGCUGUGUCUCUGUACUGACUCCUGGUGGCCGUCAGAUGAACUGCAGCUUUAACUCAAUCAGGUUUUUAGAUGGAAGGAAUUUGCUUCAGUGUUUUGGUGCAGAGACAAAAACAUAAAUAUAGAAAGGAAAAAAAUUACAAAAACAAUAUUUGUGUAUUUUGUGUUUCAUAUUGUUUGUUUCAGAGCUGUAUAUUUUUACUUAGUAUUUAUGUUCUGUGUAACUUUAUGUCACUGUGUCUCUGCCAGGACACUGUUGAAAAGGAGACAUUGAAUCUCAGGAGGUUUUUCUGGUUAAAUAAUUAAAAAUAAAAUAAAAAUGAAAGCA
Messenger RNA from Epinephelus lanceolatus (giant grouper), 2630 nucleotides. RefSeq names its product cdkn1a interacting zinc finger protein 1b (gene ciz1b). The record is from RefSeq and is a predicted model, not a curated record. Gene Ontology annotation, molecular function: zinc ion binding; nucleic acid binding. NCBI's taxonomy places the organism in Eukaryota, Metazoa, Chordata, Actinopteri, Perciformes, Serranidae. Gene Ontology annotation, cellular component: nucleus.